AGGAAUGGGGAAGGACAUUGUAGGGUGUAGUGUAGCAGAAGUCAGCAGUGAAGCAUUCUCAGCAGAAGGGAGAAAAAUUCUUUCAUACCCAGGACAUUCCAGGGUCAGAGAGGUCUCUACAUUCACUGAAGCAUAACACUGAUGCUGUCCUGCUGCUCUGUGAGGAUGUCUCUGUUUGCUAUGGGUUUCCUGCUAGUCAUCCUUCAGCCAUCCACCGGGCAGUUCCCCAGGGCCUGUGCAAACACCCAGAGCUUGCUGAGGAAGGAGUGCUGUCCUCUCUGGGAUGGAGAUGGGUCCCCUUGUGGGGAGAGUUCCAACAGAGGGGCCUGCCAGGCCAUCCUUCUCUCUCAGGCUCCACUGGGGCCACAAUUCCCUUUCUCGGGAGUGGAUGACAGAGAGGACUGGCCUUCUGUGUUUUACAACCGGACCUGCAAGUGUAAAGGUAACUUCAUGGGAUUCAACUGUGGGGAGUGCAAGUUUGGUUUCUCAGGACUCAACUGCACUGAAAGGCGACUGAGAACGAGAAGAAACAUCUUCCAGCUCACCAACAGUGAGAAGGACAAGUUCCUUGCCUACCUUAACUUGGCAAAGAACACCCCCAGCCAGGACUAUGUCAUUGCCACCGGCACAUAUACUCAGAUGAACAACGGCUCCAACCUCAUGUUCAGAAACAUCAACAUGUAUGAUCUCUUUGUGUGGAUGCAUUAUUAUGCUUCUCGCGACACACUCUUAGGUGGGUCCAAUGUGUGGCGGGACAUUGAUUUUGCCCACGAAGCCCCUGGUUUUCUGCCUUGGCAUCGUCUUUUUCUGCUGCUCUGGGAACGUGAGAUCCAGAAGAUAACAGGUGAUGAGAACUUCACCAUCCCCUACUGGGAUUGGCGAGAUGCAGAGGACUGUGUGGUCUGCACGGAUGAAUACAUGGGUGGCAGACAUCCAACUAACCCUAAUUUACUCAGCCCAGCAUCAUUUUUCUCCUCCUGGCAGGUAAUCUGUACUCGAUCUGAAGAGUACAACAGCCAACAGUCUUUAUGCAAUGCCACUAGUGAAGGACCUAUACUGCGAAAUCCUGGGAACAAUGACAAAUCAAGGACUCCAAGGCUCCCAUCUUCAGCUGAAGUUGAAUUUUGUCUGUCACUGACUCAAUAUGAAUCUGGAUCCAUGGAUAAAAUGGCCAAUUACAGCUUCCGGAACACUUUGGAAGGCUUUGCUGAUCCACGCACUGCAAUAUCAAACAUAUCUCAAAGCGGUUUGCAUAAUGCACUUCACAUCUACAUGAAUGGCUCCAUGUCCCAAGUACAAGGCUCUGCAAAUGAUCCUAUCUUCUUACUACACCAUGCUUUUGUUGACAGCAUUUUUGAGCGGUGGUUAAGAAGACACAGGCCCAUCCUAGAAGUUUACCCAGCAGCCAAUGCACCCAUCGGCCACAAUCGAGAAAAUUACAUGGUCCCCUUUAUUCCUCUUUACAGAAAUGGAGAAUUUUUUAUACCAUCAAGAGAGCUGGGAUAUGACUAUGAGUAUCUACAAGAACCAGCACUUGAUUCUUUCCAGGAAUUUUUAAUACCAUACCUUGAGCAAGCCCGUCAGAUCUGGCCCUGGCUGGUUGGUGCAGCUGUGAUUGGAGGUAUAGUUACUGCUGUGCUCUCUAGCCUCAUCCUGGCCUGCAAGAAGAAAAGAGCAGGAACUUCUCCAGAGAUACAACCCUUACUCACAGAAAGCGAAGAUUACAACAAUAUAUCUUAUCAAUCCCAUUUCUGAAGACCUCCAGUAACUCAAUGAUGUUAGUAAGGUGCUAAUCAAGCAUUCAGUGUUUGAUUCAUGUUUACAAACACCUUGUUGAGGUGUGCUGUAAAAGCAGGCUGGACAGUUUUGUUCCUCAUGCCUCCUGUAAUCUCCAGUGUUCCAGUAACUUAUCAGAUACACUCCUCCAAAAUCUCUCAGAUCCAACAUGUUACCAUGCCACCCAAGGAACACCUUGUAUUUCCAAUGCUUGAUUAAACAACGCUUCUAU
Molecule: messenger RNA, 2008 nt
Organism: Anas platyrhynchos (mallard)
Lineage: Eukaryota; Metazoa; Chordata; Aves; Anseriformes; Anatidae
Gene: TYR
Product: tyrosinase
Biological process (GO): melanin biosynthetic process; pigmentation
Molecular function (GO): tyrosinase activity
Source: RefSeq, a predicted model, not a curated record